AUGACCCCAGGCCCCUGCAAAUGGCCCCUGAAAAUUCCCCAAAAUAUGCCCCGCAUAAAUCCCAAGAACAAACCAAGACUCUCUUUCAGCCCAGAAAUGCCAAACUGGCAUACGCCAAAGACCGCCCCGAAAUGGCCCCGGGCCCCAGGCCCCAGGCCCAAGCCUCCCGCGCGCGCCGAGACAUGGCCCCCCGAACUGAUCUCAACUCCCGCCUUACAAAACAUCCCCAUAGCGCCGGCUCUUUCCGCCCAGCGACCGCCACACACCGCCCGAACCCUGGCGCCCGGCCCUACGCCCGCCCACUCUUGCCCGCCGCCUCAAUUUGACAGCAAUCGUGUGCUGAAGCGUGUGCCGAAACGUGUACUGAAAGCGUGCCGCCAGACGAUUCCCGCCCACCCCCUCACCCCCACGGACACAAAAAACGCCCUAUUGGACCCGAAAACCGACCCCAUGGACCCGAAAACUGACCCCAUGGACACAAAAGUCGAUCUCAUGGACACAAAAGUCGAUCUCAUGGACACAAAAGUCGAUGUCAUGGACACAAAAGUCGAUGUCAUGGACCCAAACACCGACCCCAUGGACCCAAACACCGACCCCAUGGACCCAAACACCGACCCCAUGGAAACAAACACCGACUCCAUGGAAACAAACACCGACUCCAUGGACCCAAACACCGACCCCAUGGACCCAAACACCGACCCCAUGGAAACGAACACCGACUCCAUGGAAACAAACACCGACUCCAUGGACCCAAACACCGACCCCAUGGAAACAAACACCGACUCCAUGGACAUAAAAACCGACUCCAUGGACACAAACACCGCCCCCCGCAGCCUCGCGGACUUGCCGCCGCGCGUGCUCCAGGCCGUCCUCUGGUUCUUGCCGCAGCAGCUGCUCUGCUGCCUCGCGCGCACAAACUACCGCUUCUACGAGCCGUGCGCCCGGCAGCUCUACCGGAACAUCGCCAUCCAGGUGGAGCCCGUGCUCCGGCGCGCCGGCCCCCCCGGCGCACGGCGCCACGCGGACUUCCGCGAGCUGGCCGUGACCACCAUCGGCGGGCUCGGCUCCGCGGCCGCGCCCCGUGCCGCCCACGCGCGGCUUGUGGCCGCUCGGAUCCACACGCUCGUGCGGGCGCUCCAGGUCAACCCGCGCCUCGCGCAGUACGUCCGCGUGGUGGCCGUGGCGGACGCGUUUGGCGCGGCCGUGGGCGCGGCGUUGCGCGGGCUUGCCCGGUGUCUCUCGCGGGUGGCGAACGCGGUGCGCAACUUCUACAUCGGCGACGCCCGGCUCCGGGCCUCGGUGCGCUACGCCGAGUGGGCCGGCCUUUUCCGUCUCCGCACGUUGGUGGUGGACGACCUCGCGCACGUGCGCGGCGAGCACCUCGCGCGGUUCCCGCAGUUGGACGAGCUCGUGGUGGCGGGCGUGGGGGCGGCGCGGCGGAUCGACCCGUCUGCCGUGCCCGUGCUCGAGCGGCUCGCGCACAUCCGCAUCCGCGACGACGCGGCGGUGUACGACGCGUUCGUGGCCGCGCUCAACGCGCUCCACGCGGCCACGCCGUUCGUGUUGCGGCGGCUCCAGACGUUCAACGUGGUGCUCACGCACGGCAACAGCCGCGGGCGCUUGCCCUUCUUGGACGCGCGCACGCUUGUCAACUUCCAGGUCUCGUUGGGCUGCGACGCGCCCGAACGCUGCGGCAUGGAGUGCCUUGGCGCUGGCCUCGCGCGCUUCGACUUCCACGCGCUCAAGCGGUUGUCCGUGGUGCAGAGCGGCCGCGCGGGGCUUUACUCGCACCGGCACUCCGAGAAGUGGGACCUCGUGGUGUUCUCGUUUGUCGCGGACGUGUUGGAGCACUGCGCCGCGCUCUUCUACGUCAGCAUCCGCCACAGCGUGCCGUUGGACGGCGUCAUCGCGGACGGCUACGAGGGCAACUACCUCCGCAAGGUGCAGCUCUACACCGCGGAGUUGCCGCGGCUCCUCAGCGCGGGCCGCCGCCCCGCGGUGAACCUCGUGCUCCCCUCCUUCGUUGCCUUGCUCGCCUGCUACGAGCAGCCCAUGAACACGUUGCUAUGGAACGGCUGCCGGUGUGCGCACUGCGCGGAGUAUCUCGCCCGGCUCGACGACUACGUGCUCCACCACCGUUACUACAGCUCGGAGAAGCACGUGUUCAAGGACAUGCAAACCGUGCAGAUGGUGCGCGCCAUGGCAGAGGUCUUGACGGGCCGCAUGGGCCUCGACCCCAACUUGGGCGACAUGCACUGCCUCGGCCGGCCCAUGCGAAACACCGCCUGGAACUUCCACGACUGCGGCUCCGCUGUUCCCUUCCAGUGCUUGCCCGUAAAAACGUUCGACCUCCACGACAUGGAGGACGACGCCGACGACUCCCGCGACGGCCGCGAGCGCUUCUUCGACGCCGCCGACACGCCCAACGACUGCGUGUUCUUGCGGAGGGAGCGCUUCUUCCCCAACUACCUGAUCGUCAUCUCGCACUUCCUCGACGACCUCGUCCGCAAAAUGAUCAAUCUCAACAGGGGCGACGCCGAGGACGCGGACAUCAACAGGCUCAGCUACGAGAACGACGGCUGGACCAGCUUGCACAUCAACAAGAUGUUGAUCAACGGCAUCGACUACAACUUCGACCACGAGGCCAACGGCACCAUCUUCUACACGAACACCUACGACGACGCCGAGCCGCACUUGGACUAG
Messenger RNA from Metschnikowia bicuspidata var. bicuspidata NRRL YB-4993, 2703 nucleotides. RefSeq lists its product as uncharacterized. NCBI's taxonomy places the organism in Eukaryota, Fungi, Ascomycota, Pichiomycetes, Serinales, Metschnikowiaceae. The record is from RefSeq and is a predicted model, not a curated record. The transcript has 2 exons. The coding region runs from base 1 to 2703 and encodes 900 amino acids. Gene Ontology annotation, molecular function: protein binding.